GCCCUGGUUAUAAGCUGUGGAUGUGGGACUGUACAAGCUGAAGUCACUGCACUUACCUCUCAGCCAAGCCGACUGAAAUACCCUGCUUGCCUGUACUGUCGCUCUCUCUCUCUCUCUCUCUCUCUCUCCUUCCCUCCUAGAGUUGGAGCGCUGAGAUUUGGAAAGUGCGCCUCAGACCCACUUUUGGUCAACCUGAAGACUGUACAGAGACGGUUUUCCACUCCUCUCUCUUCCCUUCGAUCCCACUCUCAGUCACUCUCUCACUCGCUCGCUCUCUUACUGCAGAAGCACAUGGACUACAUUUUCUCCAGAGAGACAGAGAAAGAAGCAAAACAAAAAUAACAUUUGUUCCACCUGCCAUUGGUGAAAAUAUUAAAAUUGUUCUGUUUUUGGACAAACUCGGACCAGUUUUCAAACCAGCUGCAUUGCAACAUUUAUUUAUAUAUAUUUUUAUUCUCUUUCGUUCCUUUGACAUUGACUGAUCUGAUACCAUCCUAAUUUCUCUGGGAGACAUGCGUGGCUGAAGGAGAAGAGGAGCCAGAGACCAACCUGAAAUUAACACCUCGUUGACACCCUCUCACAUCCCGUUCCUCCAUCUACCAUUCAACGCUUGGAGGAGAGAAGAAAAAGUUGCUAGCAGCUAAACCUAGAGCCGGGGAGUCAGAUGACCAUGCUGUUGGCUCCUGUCUGUGUGCUGCUGCUGCUGGGGGGCCGUGUUCUUGGAGGAGGCUACCCCCCCAUGCCCCAGAUGAAGUACAUGCAGCCCAUGAUGAAGGGCCCCGUGGGACCUCCCUUCCGAGAGGGCAAGGGACAGUACCUCGACAUGCCACCCAUGAUGGACGUAAAGGGCGAGCCAGGGCCCCAAGGAAAACCUGGACCUAGAGGCCCAACUGGGCCCUCGGGACUUCCGGGAAAACCAGGGCUGGGGAAACCAGGUCUCAAUGGCCAGCCUGGCCUUCAGGGGCCUCCAGGCUUUCCGGGCAUUGGGAAGCCAGGACUUCCGGGUCUCCCAGGAAAAGGGGGAAUUAAGGGGAUGCCUGGGAAUAAUGGAGAGGUUGGACUCCGGGGUGAACCAGGCCCCAGAGGACUUCCAGGUCAACCAGGUCUCCCCGGCCCAGCUGGCCUGUCUCUUAAUGGCAAACCUGGCCUUCCCGGUGGGAGUGGCCAACCUGGGUCUCGUGGAGAACCAGGACAGAAAGGUGGGCCUGGAAAUCCUGGGGAGCGUGGACUCAAGGGAGAGAAUGGCAAUGGGAAUCCUGGAUUGCCAGGAACCAGGGGCCCCAAUGGGCUCAGGGGCCCCCCAGGGCCAGCUGGUAAUCAGGGCAUGGGAAAACCAGGACUUGACGGGCUUCCUGGUCCUUCUGGGCCUAAAGGGGACCAGGGGCUCCCAGGAGGAAUAGGAGAGCCGGGGAAGGCUGGAGGUCCAGGGCCGCAAGGCCAGCCAGGAUCUGUCGGAUUGGGCAAGCCUGGUAAUGAUGGAUUGCCUGGAGGACCCGGUCCACUUGGGCCUAAAGGUGAGCCAGGACAGAGGGGUUCUCCAGGGUUUCCUGGAGGUCCUGGCUACGGCAAACCUGGUCUACCAGGGACAAAGGGAGACAAGGGCCUUUUCGGGGGACCAGGCGUCCCUGGAGAUAAGGGAGAGCCUGGGAUGGCGGGACAGCCAGGAGACAUGGGCCCAGAUGGACGGCCAGGACCACCAGGAAUACAGGGCCCCAUGGGGCUUUCAGGAAAACACGGCAUGCCUGGCCUGAAGGGAGAGUUGGGUCCACAGGGGCAUCCAGGUCUGCCAGGGAUCAGAGGGGACCAGGGUCCUGGUGGUAUGUCUGGAAAACCAGGCAUUCCUGGAGACAAAGGGCUCCCGGGCCCUAACGGGGCUAUCGGAAAACCUGGGCCCAAAGGCGAGGCAGGGCACAUAGGCCUGCCAGGAAAUCCUGGUCUGUUAGGCAAUCCUGGACCAAAAGGGGAGCUUGGGUUUGUUGGGUCUCCAGGACCAAGAGGCCAGUCUGGAAUCCCCGGUCUGCAGGGGCCUUCAGGGCCAAUGGGGCCACAGGGUAUCCCAGGUCUGAAGGGCGAACCUGGGCUGCCGGGUCUUCCAGGUCUGGGCAAGCUCGGAGAAAAAGGAAUUCCAGGUCCCCAAGGUCCCCCAGGAAAGCCCGGCAACUCUGGACUCAACGGCAACCCCGGCCCUCCAGGGCCACCCGGGCCCCCUGGCCCUGCAGGAAACGGACAAACCGGGGUGGCUGGGCUAACGGAUUCAGGGCUGGGUGGGGACGAGGUACCAGACGGGAGGAACGGAAAACCACAGUUUGGCCGUGCAGAUCUCUCCGCCACCCUGGCGCCCGCGUUUACCGCCAUCCUCACCACAGCCUUCCCUCCCUCCGGGACGCCCAUCAAAUUCGACAGGACCCUGUACAACGGGCAGAAUGCCUACAACCCUGCCACCGGUAUCUUCACCAGCCCCAUGUCUGGCGUCUACUACUUUGCCUACCACGUGCAUGUAAAGGGAUUCAGUCUGUGGGUGGCACUGUACAAGAACUAUGUUCCAGCCACAUACACCUACGACGAGUACAAGAAGGGCUACAUGGACCAGGCGUCCGGUAGCGCCGUCCUUGAGCUGAAGGAGAACGACCAGGUGUGGAUGCAGAUGCCCUCGGAUCAGGCUAACGGGCUCUACUCCACCGAAUACAUCCACUCGUCCUUCUCAGGGUUCCUGCUCUGUCCCACAUAAUGGCCUGCUAGUCAACUAUCACCUAGGGUGCCUUCUGAUGUCCCUGUAUCAAAACACCAGCAGCCAUAACAGAAUAACACCACCUGUAUAAUGUUAUCAUCAACAACAUCAACAACGACAGGAAAAGACGUUGUGAAAGGAAGAUGGAGAAUUAAAAAGCAGGAGAAGGAUACUUCAUGCUGUGCUCUGUUUUUAUCUCUUUCUUUAAAAUGUCUGUUUUUUUUAUUUUUCCGUGUUUGUUUUUUUUAGCUUAUAUUAUUAUAAUUAUUGUCAUAAUUGUUAUUAUUAUUUUGUCAUCGUUGUCUGUAUUGUUGUUGUUUAUUGGAUUCGGACUAUUAAGUGCCUUACUUUGUCUAAGUAACAGUUAUUAUGCUGCGUUCAUAACUAUUUGGGAAGGUGGUAAAUACCAUUUGGAUGCAUUCACGUUCUUUGAACUCAUUGAGAAACGCCGAUUGGCUAACAGCUAUCGUGCUUGUAAAAUAUUAUAGUGUUUAAAAACCAUAUUAAUAGCUUGCUUUUUAUAAAUAAUGUUUUGUUGUUGCAUUUAACUGUCAUAAAUACUGUUAUAAUUUCCUUAGUAGGUGACGUUGGAAGUCAACAUGUGGGAGAAGUCGGAGCUCAGCGAUGAUAGACAAGUUUCCCACUAGUAAUUACCAGUUAGAGGAGCACUAAAGUGUUUUUUCCCCAGUCGUAUGUGGUAAAUACCACCUUCCCACUUCGUUAUGAACGUAGCAUUAGACCUACCCAUGUGACUGCACAUCCUACCCAAAUGCUCUGACAUCAGUUGGAUGAAAUUGUCAGACCCUGGGGCUCUGAUUGCUUCCCCUGGCUGCAGUCACUUCCUGCACAAAAACCUCCCAUUUCCUUCUGUGUGCGCGUCCUUCCUAUUUAAAUCAAUAUUUCACAUAAAGAUGUACCAUUACACAUACAGUAUGAAGAGUAUAUUCAAGAAACAAUUCCUUCCUUAAAUAAUAUCCAAUACUUUUCACUUUACUUUAACAUAUUUUUUUGAAUACCUGUUAUAAGGAUCGAUGGAUCAUUGUUUAUCAGUAUGCUCUGAUGUUUUGACAGUCAACUUCUAGUUGUCUGUUGGGUGCUAAUUUUCUGGUUCUAUGAGAGGCCGGUGCUGAAGUCAUUGCUGGUCAUUCUAGAAGGUGACGGUUUUGGAUCAUGGCUAUGACUUGAUCAAUAAGAAGUCAUUGCUGGUCAUUCUAGAAGGUGACGGUUUUGGAUCAUGGCUAUGACUUGACCAAUAAGAAGUCAUUGCUGGUCAUUCUAGAAGGUGACGGUUUUGGAUCAUGGCUAUGACUCGACCAAUAAGAAGUCAUUGCUGGUCAUUCUAGAAGGUGACGGUUUUGGAUCAUGGCUAUGACUCGAUCAAUAAGAAGUCAUUGCUGGUUAUUCUAGAAGGUGACGGUUUUGGAUCAUGGCUAUGACUUGACCAAUAAGAAGUCAUUGCUGGUCAUUCUAGAAGGUGACGGUUUUGGAUCAUGGCUAUGACUUGACCAAUAAGAAGUCAUUGCUGGUCAUUAUAGAAGGUGACGGUUUUGGAUCAUGGCUAUGACUUGAUCAAUAAGAAGUCAUUGCUGGUCAUUCUAGAAGGUGACGGUUUUGGAUCAUGGCUAUGACUUGAUCAAUAAGAAGUCAUUGCUGGUCAUUCUAGAAGGUGACGGUUUUGGAUCAUGGCUAUGACUUGACCAAUAAGAAGUCAUUGCUGGUCAUUAUAGAAGGUGACGGUUUUGGAUCAUGGCUAUGACUUGACCAAUAAGAAGUCAUUGCUGGUCAUUCUAGAAGGUGACGGUUUUGGAUCAUGGCUAUGACUUGACCAAUAAGAAGUCAUUGCUGGUCAUUCUAGAAGGUGACGGUUUUGGAUCCUGGCUAUGACUUGACCAAUAAGAAGUCAUUGCUGGUCAUUCUAGAAGGUGACGGUUUUGGAUCAUGGCUAUGACUUGACCAAUAAGAAGUCAUUGCUGGUCAUUCUAGAAGGUGACGGUUUUGGAUCAUGGCUAUGACUUGACCAAUAAGAAGUCUUUGCUCUAUCCAACUUGUGUAAGAUCCACACAAAGCAGGGGACACAGAGAGACAGCAGUAUUAAACAUCCCAAAGUAACCAUGCUUUCCCACGUUUUCCUCUUCUUUGACAAAGCAUCAAUAUCUAAACCAGUAACCUAAAGAAUUAUAAAUACUGUAUAUAGAACACAUUAAAUAGACAAAUAAAUAAAUAUAUGAAUAAAUGUGUAAGUUAAUCAUUAUAUUAAUAAAUACAUUAUGCGUCAGCUAACAGACAGAAAUUGUGGGCCAAAUGCAGUCGGAUCAAUGUCAUGUUUCCCUGCAUCGAUCCAUUCUGCGGGUAUUCCCAUUUACUACCUGCAUUGCAGCUCCCAUGUCACCCUCAUUGCGUGCUCUAUGGCACACACAUAUUGAUGACAUCACUGCUUCUUGUGUCCGCUAACGCCAUGGCUGCGGCCUAGCAAUCAAUGCCCUAGUAUCUUUCACAUUAACAACCGGCUAAAGGCCAUCCAACAUGUUUCUACAGAGUAACCCUUUCAAGGUUCAGAUGAAACCCAAUGGGUGCAUUGGGUGCAGUUCAAAUGAUCUUACACAACGCUCCCAGUAUUUGGUGCUAUCGUUAUUAUCUCAUUGUGAUGACAAAUGUACAGUAACAAUGUACAAUCCUCCAUAAGCCUCAGUAUAACAUAAAGGCUAUACAUUCAUUUUCCACCGAAAGAUACAUCCACAACUAACAUGGUUUGUCCAUUGCUUGGUUAAAUGGAACAUCUGAUGUUGCCACAGUAUAUUCCUAGUAGAAGUCUUGUGACAGGAUAUGAAAGAAGGUUCACUUUUGGAAAUGACCAUACAUGAAUCUCCAUAAUAAGUCAUGAGAGAGAGAGAGAGAGAGAGAGAGAGAGAGAGAGAGAGAGAGAGAGAGAGAGAGACUGACAGAGAGGGAGGGAGCGAGUGACAGAGAGAGAAAGAGAGAGACUGACAGAGAGGGAGGGAGUGAGAGAGAGGCCCUGUGGUUGUGAAAUUGUUCUUGCAUAACAGUUAAAAUGGCUCUGUUAUUUCUGGGAGAAACGGUGGGACAAAGGUGAGAAGGGUAUUUGCUGUGUGAGUUCUCCUAGUGCAGUACAGUGUUUGUCCGUAUCUAUUUUUUUAACUCCCAGCCGUUAACACUUUACCCGGGUGACAGAUGAACUGCAGAGACCAUGGAACAUGCUUUCUGAGUCAUGCACUUCUAGUUAAUACUCCACCACAGUUUUGAAUUGAAGAUCUGAUGUGGUUCAAAUAGGAAAUGUGUGUCAUCAUGAAGGUUACCUAAAUGCACAUGUAUGGUCCUAUAGCUUGGUCAAUGUCGCAAAGAGAAGAAUUUGGUUUGGUAGUAGUAGUGGGCUACACAUCAUGCAAAGAGGAGAAUUUGGUUUGGUAGUAGUAGUGGGCUACACAUCAUGCAAAGAGAAGAAUUUGGUUUGGUAGUAGUAGUGGGCAACACAUCAGGCAAAGUGAAUAAUUUGAUUGGUAGUAGUAGUGGGCAACACAUCAUGCAAAGAGAAGAAUUUGAUUGGUAGUAGUAGUGGGCAACACAUCAUGCAAAGAGAAGAAUUUGAUUGGUAGUAGUAGUGGGCAACACAUCAUGCAAAGAGAAUAAUUUGAUUGGUAGUAGUAGUGGGCAACACAUCAUGCAAAGAGAAGAAUUUGAUUGGUUGUAGUAGUGGGCAACACAUCAUGCAAAGAGAAGAAUUUGAUUGGUAGUAGUAGUGGGCAACACAUCAUGCAAAGAGAAGAAUUUGAUUGGUAGUAGUAGUGGGCAACACAUCAUGCAAAGAGAAGAAUUUGAUUGGUAGUAGUAGUGGGCAACACAUCAUGCAAAGAGAAGAAUUUGAUUAGUAGUAGUAGUGGGCAACACAUCAUGCAAAGAGAAGAAUUUGAUUGGUAGUAGUAGUGGGCAACACAUCAUGCAAAGAGAAGAAUUUGAUUGGUUGUAGUAGUGGGCAACACAUCAUGCAAAGAGGAGAAACGUCAAAUAGACACGUGGGAAAUGUAUUCAAAGAUAUACGACAGUAAUGUUGGAAUAAAAACAUGAAGGUUUAUCGUGAAGACCUUCAUUUUCUAGUGACCUUGGGCUCAAGGUUAUAUCAUACAGUAUAUCACACUCCCUUGCUGUAAGUUCAAUGUAGGGGCAUCAUAUAGUAUGUUUCCAUCAUUAGAUAUAUUUACUAUUGGUCAUCAAUGGUGAAAAUACACCAUUUAGACUGCCCUGAUGCUAUUCAUGGUGGAUAUAGCAGAAUGGUAGGUAGCACCCAUUUAUUUUUCUAGAUUUUGAGUUCUCUUUCUGUAACAAUACCCAAGAGGAAGUUGUAUUCAGAUUGAGAACCUGAGGCCAACAUUCAUUCACAAUGUUUAUCCAGGUUCGUGUGGUAAAUAAGAAGAAUAAUGAAUGUAGGGAUAUUGCUCUGUUGUCUGCAUAUUAAAACACUUGCUGUAUAGCUGUGUCUAAAGAAUGAUGUUUUUGAAAUGUUCUGGAGAAACGGUCAUCGGUUUUGACUGAGUUGAGCCUCGUGUCUCACGUUCAGUGUUUUAGGUUUAUCCAAUGCACUCUCACUAGUCUCGGUGCCCCCUAAUCCUCUCAUCAGAACCUGAACAUCCUUAAGCAAAGUUUGUGUAUCAUUACUGUUGUGUAAGUCUACUAGACAAUUCAAGACUUGUUCUUGUUAUGUACUGUAUAUCAGACAUUCGGAAAGCCAUGUUUGAGCGGUGUGGUCGGAUAGACUGUUACUCUCCUUGUCUAUUCCUUGUCACAGACAAUGUCACUUGGUUUCAGAGCUUGCAGUGUGUGCAAAUAAUUUUUCCCAAAUGUACUGCCUUGAUCAUAAACUGAUAAGACUUGUUUUCUAUUCAAUGAUUCAAAAAACUAUAUAAAAUACGCCUUGCUUCGGUUUUAAGGGAUAUUUGUUUGUUAUAGUUUGGAGAUAGAUGUUAUAGUUUGGAGAUAGAUACAAAUGAGAUAGAUACAAAUGGGCAUUUUAAUUUGCACAUGACCUUAAUGAAGAUGUCUUUAUACAUUUGUGAUAAUUUAACAGUAACGCCAAAACCGCCCACCGAAGCCUAGAUGGUAUAAAUGGUAUUUAACAGCAUUGAACGAGAUCAUUUAGAACACCUAGUUAGCAUUCUAGCAUUGUUCAUGAAGGAUUAUUUUUGUGGAUUUAAAAAAACAUGUUUUUGUGUGUAAUGUACAAUGUAUCAACCUAUAGGAUUGUUUUGUCUUAUACAUGGCUAUUGUGUGCUCUCUAUGCAAUAUGCGUAUAAAAUGCACUCUUUUUGAUUGAAAAUGUUUUGUCUGCUUAUACAAAAUCUACAGUACUUGAUUGUAUUGAUACCAAAUCAAUAAAUACUUUAUUGUA
This is a messenger RNA of Oncorhynchus masou masou (cherry salmon), 8126 nucleotides long. RefSeq names its product collagen alpha-2(VIII) chain-like. The coding region runs from base 665 to 2728 and encodes 687 amino acids. The record is from RefSeq and is a predicted model, not a curated record. The transcript has 3 exons. Lineage: Eukaryota; Metazoa; Chordata; Actinopteri; Salmoniformes; Salmonidae. Gene Ontology annotation, molecular function: protein binding.